GCCUGCGUCUCCGGCCGCGAUGAAGUCGACGGCGUCGGUAAUCAAAGCCUACUCUUUGCCUCUGAUUCUCUUCGCUGCCGCCAUGUUCUUCCAGCUCUUCGUUAUUCCCAAAUCCUUCCCUCCCUCUCACUACGAUAUUCUUGGUAUAAGGAGCUAUAGCUCCAUUGAAGAAGUGAAAGAGGCGUAUGAAAAUAUUUCUUCAGUCUGGAAUUCAGACGGGCAGGCUCCGGAUACUUCCGAUUUUAUCAAGAUUCAAUAUGCUUUUGAGUUGCUGGCAAAUCCAGUGUGGAAAAGAAACUAUGACAUAUUCGGCAUCGAUGAGCAAAUAGAUGUGGUUGAGAAGGUCACAGAGCAAAAUAAAGGAGAAAGCUUUUCGAAGAUAGACCUUCCUUUGCUAGAGUCUGUUGCUUAUGAAACUGAAGACCAUGAUGGUACAGUCAUGACCUCCAAGGAUUUUCAGACUAUGUUCGAGGGUAACAAACCAUGGCUGAUUCAGGUGUGCUCAUUUGGGAGCAAAAGCUGCUAUCAGUUUUCUGAUGUGUGGAAGAAAAUUGCUGUUUUUCUGAAUGGUGUGGCAAAUACUGGUAUGUUGGAACUUGGAGAGCUUCAGCUAGCGACACAUUUUGCUGAGAGAAAACCAACUGGACAACCUUUCUUCAGGAAUGGCAUUCCUUCUCUUGUUGCUUUUCCGCCGGGGUGUAAAACUGCCAAUUGUUUUAUUAGGUAUGAAGGAGAUCUCUCUGUUGAUUCAAUCACAGAUUGGUUUGCAACAACCAUACUUGGUUUGCCUCGUAUUCUUUACUACUCAAAGGAGACACUGGGGCAGAAGUUUCUAGCAAAAGUUAGUCUUCAUAAGGUAAGAGUCAUUUUCUUCUCAAAAACGGGGGUGCGUGCUGCUCCAUUCAUACGCCAAGCUGCUAAAAAUUAUUGGGCUCAUGCUUCUUUUGCAUUCGUGUUGUGGCAAGAAGAGGAAUCUUCCUUUUGGUUUAAUUCGUUUGAGGUGGAAUCUGCACCUGCUAUAGUGAUUUUGAAAGAUCCUGGUGUCAAACCUGUUGUGUACCACGGAUCUUUUGACUACUCACAGUUCUUAAAUAUUAUGGAGCAAAAUAAACAACAAGAGCUACCUCAGUUGAGGAGUACGACAUCCAUGGAAUUGGGUUGUGAUUCUCGAGGUUAUUCUCGUGCUGGAUAUGAUACCGUUACUUGGUACUGUGCUGUUGUAGCAGGGAGGCAUAGCCCAGAACUCAGUAACAUGCGUGGAGCCAUUCGCAGGGUUCAAGAGAAAUUGUCAAAUGAAGUCGAGUCAAGGUCAGCUGAUGAAGUGCAAUCUAUAGCACCAGCAGCAGAAGCGCUUAAAAGCAAACGACUGACAUUUGCUUGGCUUGACGGAGAAUCCCAAAAGAAAUAUUGCCUCUUCUUCCUCCAAUCUGAAAACAGCCAUGAAACUUGUGGAGAAAGGACAGAUAUGACCGAUGUUCCUCAGUUAUUUAUUGUACGCUAUAAGAGGAAUGUGACAGAAGAGAGUGAGAAGCCCGAGAAGAAGCCGAAAAGCAUAUGGGAUGCAGUGCAAGACCAGGAAUUAGAUCCUGCAUCACAGCUUGUGGCAAAGUACAAUGGUUCAGAUGAUACUCAGGAGAUUACUAAAUGGAUCUCGCAAAUAAUCAACGAUGGCGACUCCAGAGAUCUUCCUCAUUAUAGAACAAGAACUCCUCAUUUGGUUCCUGAGGAUUCAGAGCCAAUAUGGUCAGCCGGUGUCCAAAGAAUUCCUUCAACAAACACGCUCAUGCAGAGCAUCCGUGGAAUGCUACGUGGAGUCUAUGAUCGCGUUGGAGAUCCAAGGCUUGGUCCAAUGCUGCUUCUAGCUGCAUUGAUGUCUUUCGGUACCAUCUGGCUUCGGAGGAGUCAAGCAACUCCAGUGUCUAGUCAACCAAAUCAGCCAAAUUCCAAGGAUGAAAGUAGACGAAGAAGGAGAGACCGGGCUAGAAACGUGCUUAAUCAAGACCUACCCCCUUCCAUCACCGAUAUGGAACCAAGAGACUCUUAUGAAAUGCCACUGUCAGGUUCCGACUCCGAGUAGCCGAUGCUGCUAGCUUUUUGAAGGUUUGAAAGAAACCAAAUCCCUGCUGAUGUUGAAGGGUUCAGGUGCAAACAUAAUCGUUGAACCAAGCUGUCGCGAAAUACAUGGGAACCAUGGCUUGUGAUUCUCAAUGCAGGCACGGAACCUCCCUUAAACAGAGCCUGCAAGUUAUAAGGAAAAAACUCGUAGGUUGGCAAGUAAGCAAAAAUAAUAUUUCCUCAAUUCAAUUUAGAUCGUUUAUUUUCUGUACUACUAGUUAGUACGGACUAGACUUUGAGAAGAGAUAUGAUGUGACUGUGGGACGCAGUAGGUUAAAAGAAGAUGAAGGCCUAUAAACCACUUGCUUGUUUAUUUUAACAUUUUUAUUCUCUCUUUUUUUGUUUAUUUUAAUUAUUUUUUU
Pyrus x bretschneideri (Chinese white pear) is the source of this 2477-nucleotide messenger RNA. RefSeq lists its product as uncharacterized. The coding region runs from base 20 to 2077 and encodes 685 amino acids. Lineage: Eukaryota; Viridiplantae; Streptophyta; Magnoliopsida; Rosales; Rosaceae. The record is from RefSeq and is a predicted model, not a curated record. The transcript has 20 exons.